GUUACGUUUUGAGGCUGUAUCUCAGACUUCUCCUACUACCUUGUACCUCUUUCUGAGGAAUAUAUUUGCUGUCUGUGACAUGAACAUCAUGGAAGGAGCACUCUUCUGUGAUUCCAUCUGUUCCAAUGAGAUACUUUAUAAGGAACAAGUUGGUAGAUUAGCAGAAUGUGAAAGAAUGACUGCAGCAAUUGAACUUAGCAAUUGGUUGAAUGAUGCAAGUUAUGCCCUGCAGUCUGUUGUACAAUGUUAUGGUCUCCUUGCUCCAAUUAUUUAUCACAAGAUUUCUUCAGUGCCAGUCGUGCAGAUCCUCAUUAAGUGCUUGGCUGUCCUUCAAGAAAUUCCAAGUGCUACCUUGCAGAGGAGGCAGGCAGGAUGUUAUGAGAGCAUUCAGCAUAUGAUAGCUUGUACUUCAUUUUAUACAGCAAAGGUACUACGUUCAUGGAAAGAAUAUGAACUAGCCGUAAUUAUUGUUAACUAUGGGAAAAAAUUGUUGGAUUCCUCGCCAGCAACCUCACCCCAACAGUCAGCAGCUAUGCAAACGAAAGAAACACACACUAACAAAGAAGUUAAAUUAGAAUUUCUAUUGUACACUAUCACUGCUUAUCAUAAUGGAUUUGAUUUGGCUAUUGAUGUAGCUCGUGGAUCAGAGCUUACAGGACUGGAAGAUCCUUUUUUCCUCUACCCUGUGAUUUCAUGUUGGACGUCAAACAAUGCUUAUCGAGAAGUGAUGAAAUUCAGAAAUAAAUCACGUUUUCUUGAGUUCUUUGUUCAAGUUUUGCACAAGAUCCUGAAUGAAGAGAUGUUUCAAUGUGUUCUGGAAUGGUCAGGCAAUGUGCAAGAUUACUUGAAAAGGAGGAAUGACACCUUUGUCUGUAUCAAUGGAAUUUCAACACAAGAAACAACUUCUCCCACUGUGUCAGAAGGCACUGAUAGAGACACUACAGGAGUAGCGGAGGUUCAGAAGAGUAUGCAGGCCUCACAUUUAAAGAAACCAGAGGCAUCACUUUUGAAGAAACCAAGAAAAGAAGCCUUGAGUCCUAGUCGAAAAAACCAGACUCUUAGACAGUAUCUCAUGAAACGUCCAAACAUAAUGAAAUCUCCAGAAGCACAAAGGAAAUUCAAGGAAGAGUUGCAAAAAGUAGCUCAUCAAACAUUAGAGGUAUUGCUGAAACCAAUUGUGAGUAAUUACUUAAACCGAAAGAAGUUUCAUCAAAUAUGUCUUGAAGAGAUGCCCUGGAGGUCUCAGAUGAAUAUCUAUCUGGCUAUUGCACACUACAACUUACUUAAAAAGAAACUAGAAGAGCAAUAUAACAUUGGAGUUUGUGGUUCACAGCAUCAGGACAGUUACAAUAUUCUGGAUCCUGAAAUAUUCUCAUUAAACAAUUCUGGCACUGUAGUGAUGAGAGAAGCCGUAGAAAAUAACAUGAGAACACCAACUCCUCCUCUCCUUACGAAGUCAGGAAUGACCAAAAACCAAACUUGUACAGCUAAAUCUACUGAGCACAGCAUUAAACUGAGUGGAACGGAUACUCCUCAAACCCUAACAACAAAUUAUACAGAAAUGUCUGUCUCUCAUUCCUCCAAAGAAUACAGCCAGUCUCCAUCAAAUAACAUUUUACUGGAGCAUUUUACAAAAAUGUUUUUGCAUUUAAGAAGAGCAGUGAUUGUGGAUCCUGAAGAAGACUUUUGCAUUCCCAGUUGUUUAGGAGGUAUUAUGGAUGAGAAUGGUGGUUCUAAUCUCCAUCCACAGUCUCCCCUGGAUGAUGUGAACGUGGUUGACUUGAAAUGGAUAUGUAAUCUGAUUCUUAAAACAAUAGGAUUGUUAUAUCAAAUGAAGAAGUGGGGAUCACUGGUACACAUAGCUGUACAAUUUAACAUAUUUACACAUGAGAGAUACACAGAACAAGUGAGUCCGCUGCUGGUGUAUGCUCAGAGGCAGCUGCUGGACAGAAUACAGCAAUUCAGUGGCCUAGACAGCCACGAAUCUCAUUUCAUAAAAUAUCUGUCUGAUAAGGUGAACCACAGAUUUCUGUUUUGGGCACUGAGUCUUAAUGUGAAAGCUGCUUUUAAAUAUUGGUGUCAAGCCCUUGAUGAAACACUCAACAUUGCUGAUGCUCUUAACAAUUGGCAAGAGUUAGGGUUUCCAAAAAGUGCUACAGACUGCUUUGCAGUUGGAAGAUCGACGGAUAUUAGUCAGAAAUUUCUUUCUCAGGCUGGAGUUUGGGGAUGUUUACAUGCAGCAGUCUUAGUGGCUAAGAUAGCUCAGUAUAUAGCAACAUCAAAGAUGAGAUUAAGAACUAAAUACUGCUAUUUUUCUGCUAUUCUUUUUAAGACCCUGUUUAGAGCUUCUCUUCCACAUCCAACAUCUGACUGUGACUUUGCACAAUAUGAAACAAAUAUGCUUAUUCCUGGUAUCGACUUGUUCUCUGAUCACUACAGAGCUGAUAUCUCUACUGUAGUAGCAAGUCUGAAAUUCCUUAUGUUUGAACUACAUUGUGCAACACAAAAUUUAACAAUCUUACCAUUGUUCACAUUAUACCAAUACUUUGUUUCUGAGAUUUGUAAGGACCCAGCUAAAUGUAUUGAAGGAAGAAUCUUCAAGAUUAAAGUACUUACAGAUAUAGGAUUUUUUACAGAGGCCUUUCAUGAACUGUCUUUGCUUAAUUGUGGAGAGAGAAUUCCAUGGAAAAUACCUGCAGGAUACAGAAAAAUCGAACAAGUGAAGCCCUUACAGGAAUUUGACUCCUCAAAAUCUCUCCUGACUGUUACAAAUUUACAGGUACUGGAAGACAUAUUUAAUUGGAGUCUGUCUUUAACAAUGGUGCCACUGUGCAACCAACAAACUAUGAAUAAAUUAACCUUAGCCAAAAUGCAUUUCAUCAUUUGCCUUUCUGCCACAAUAAAUAAUAUACCUGAAAAAGUGGAAAAGCACAUCUAUUCUGUUGAUAACAACAGCUUGAUGGAGACAAGCAGAAUUACAGCAUCAAAUGUAAAAGUUGAUGCUGAUAAGAAUUCAAGACAACAGGAACAAAGAGGCACAAUGGUGCAGCUCGUUGACUGCAAAGAUGAAUUAAAUAUGGCCAUGCUGAAGGGGAUUUUAUUGACAGAAGCUGAAGAAAUUCUUAGCCGUCUUGUGCAGAGCAUACAGGACAAAUAUGAUGGGGAGAUAUCUCAGUGUUCUGCUGAAGAUUUAGAGACUCUUAUUGAGGCCAAACUUCAGCUUGCUGCUAUUUCUCAGCAAAGGCAUCAAGCAGCUUUCAGCAUUGCUUUGGCUUUCUCUGCAAUUCAACUUCUCCAAGAUGCAAACAUUUUUAGGAUGGAAAUGACACAUUUUCAAGAAGAAAAUGAUGGAAGGGAAUGUUCGGACUCUUAUGUUGAAGACGCUCGAGUGCCUCACAGUAUAACAGCUCAAGAUCAUAUGACUUUACAUCUGUGGCUAAGGUGUCGUACAAUGUUAGUGACGGCUCUAGUAACACAGAUACAAGGCGUUGGUGAUAUGGAAGAAAAUGAUGUGUCUGAACGCAGAAGUGUGAUAAAAGAAGUAAUACAAGAGGCAGAAGCCUUUGGUGAUACUGAGACUCAGGCUGAAAUUAUGGUGCAAGCUGCUAUUCUUGACCUGCAAGAAAAAUGUCCUGUGGCAGGCAUUAAACUUCUUUUGCAGAUUUUUGUUUGUGGAGAACCCCUUGAACAGCAAAUAGAAGACAGUACAUUGACUUGCCUCGUCCUACCUACAAAAAAUAUCUACUUGCCACAUAUCAACUUGCUAGCCCAAGUCAAAAUGAGAAUCGGACACAUGUUAGCUGAAAAAGUAGCUUGUACACCUGCAAGAGAAGAUCCACUGCAAUGGCUACAUGCUCUCAAACAUUUAGAGUCAGCAUUGAAGCUCUGCAGAGCAUCUGCGACAAAAAACUUAGAUAUGGAAGCUGAACUUCUUUUUCAGAUAGGUCAGGUAGAACGCCAGAUAACUGAAGCAGGCAAUGAGAAGUCAUCUCGAGCUGUUGAAACCCUGUUGGAAGCUAUAAAACUCAGCCAGCAACAUGAUCAAAAAUUUGAGUUAAUAAGAAGAUCAUACCUUGAAAUAGCACUAUUAUAUUUGCAUUUUGCCACAAAUAAUGAGGAUGUGUCACAGACUGAUAAGAUGGUGCCUUCCAAAUCAAAUGCUUCUUCUGAAGAACUCUCCUCUUCUCCAGAGGAGUCUCUGAAAUCAGAAGGCUAUAAAGUACGAGCCUGGAUUGCAAUAAGAGCAGCUACACAGGUCAGUGAAGCUGUGCUUGCUUCUCAGCUAUUAACUGGAAUGAAGAGUGUUAAAGAACACAGCAUGAAGAAUGCAGUGCAACAGAAAAUCCCAGAAUUUGCUUCCAUGGAUCUUCUUGCUUCAUACAGAGAUUUCUUAUCUGAUGGAUACAGUAUUAUCUCUGAAAGUCCCACAGCAUCUUCUACUGAAAACAAAGAAAUCAUACAAGACGAGCAGAGCCAAAGUGAAGGAACAGAAAGUCUUGCUGCCAAGGCCAGCCAAAAGAAAGAGAUAAUAACAUGGGUUCACUUAAUUCGUUACCACAGUUACUUAAAAAGACUUUAUAAUACAAACCUUCUAUUUGUGUGUUGUCUUGAGAAUUUCCCAGAAGAGCUACAUGAUGUAGAAUUGCCACUUGGUAGGCCAGCUGAUUCUUCAAAGAUGUCUCCUGAAAUUACUGGAAUUACAUCAGAGAUGUCACAUGUGAGAAUACCUUCUUCCACUUCUGUUGUUGCAGAGGCAGACAGUCAGAUGGAGAGUAGGGCAGCAAAUGCUUCAAAUAAGGAAAUUAACAUUCAGUGGUACAUUCCUUCUCUGGCAAAGCCAUCAAACGAUACAGAGACUAAGGUUUUGCUGCUUUAUGCUUAUAAUACAAAGCCUGUCAAGAUUAGCAACAUGAAGAUUUUCAAUUCAGUGUCUACAUUUUCAGGCCACUUGUGGAUUCCAUUGGCUAGAAUUAUUUCUUUACGGGAGAAAUUAUCUGAUCUGAAGCACCAAGUUGAAAUGUUGAUGCAAAGUUCUAAAAGCUUGUCUUCAGCUUCAGAACCUACAAGUUUUCUUGAACAAAGUGAAACCUUGAAAAUAAUUCCUUCAAAAGAAACCAAAAUGAAUGUUACAAAAGUGCAUCUUGAUGAAAAAACAGAAGAAAUGGCUAAAACUCAUUUAUCUGAAGUCAAAGAACUGCUGUCUGCUGUUCCAGCCCUGUCCUUACCAUUAACUGAGCACGACCAGAGUAACAACUGUAUUCCGAGUCCGGAUACAGAUGCAACAAUUCUCAGUGCCUUGAUGUUACUGGAAGUAAACACAAAGGGUGUAACGGGGUAUGUUACAAACAG
Messenger RNA from Pterocles gutturalis (yellow-throated sandgrouse), 5349 nucleotides. It is a transcript of the gene CFAP54, whose product is annotated as cilia and flagella associated 54. The transcript has 38 exons. The annotation marks the transcript as partial. Lineage: Eukaryota; Metazoa; Chordata; Aves; Pterocliformes; Pteroclidae. Gene Ontology annotation, biological process: cilium assembly. The record is from RefSeq and is a predicted model, not a curated record.